ACACACACGCGCUCAUAUUCUUCUUUUUACUCACUUGGCCCAAUUCAUUUCCAAAAUUUCACAUUCCAACAGACUCGUAGCUCUCACUCACUGAGUCAUGUUUCAACCACCCAACAAUAGCAGCAACAACCAGCAUUUGGUUCAUACAAAGGCACUGUCUGUCCAAGGGUCCUCAGCAUUGGUGCCAGUGGAUUUGAAUGAAAACUGCACGGAAACGAAGGACAAUGUGCAAAAUGGAGAGUUUAUUAAAGCAGAAAACAUCAUCCGACACUCCCAGAAACUACAAGAUGAUCUACAUACGCUAGGGAUAAAAAUUAAGCAGCAUGAGGACAGGCUGAAUCUUCUGAACAUUGAAAAAAGCAAAUUAGACGACUCUAGUCUUCAUUUGCAAGUUACUAUUGGGAAAUCAAAAUCUUCAAGCACGCCCAAGACCGGUAAUGCCGACGAUUCCCACAGUACAACCGAGGAGGAGGUAAAUAAACAAAUAUUGCAGCAUGAAAAAACUGCUGCUGGUAUUUUGUGCCAGGUGAAGACUCGUCAUGGAGCGCAGGCUUCUCUUCUUACACUAUCAAAGGAUGUUGUAGGUAUUGUUGCUAUGCUGGGAAAAGUUGAGGAUGACAAUCUUAGCAGACUUUUCUCCGAGUAUCUAGGAGUGGACACUAUGCUGGCAAUUGUUUGUAGAACUUAUGAAGGAGUUAGUGCUCUUGAAAUGUAUGAUAGAGAAGGAUGCAUAAAUAAAAGUUGUGGUCUUCAUGGGCUAGGUGCCACAAUUGGAAGGGCUUUGGAUGGUCGAUUUCUAGUGAUAUGUCUUGAAUCUCUAAGGCCUUAUGCUGGUAAAUUUGUGGUUGAUGACUCACAACGGAAGUUGGACAUUUUAAACCCAAGAUUGCCCAAUGGGGAGUGUCCGGCUGGAUUUAUGGGCUUUGCUGUGAAUAUGAUUAAUAUAGACAGCUGGAACCUAUUUUGUGUAACGCCGAGUGGUUAUGGUCUCAGAGAAACUCUGUUUUAUAAUCUCUUUUCUCGUCUACAAGUAUAUAAGACAAGGGCUGAAAUGAUACAAGCACUUCCUUGCAUAAGUGAUGGAGCUCUUUCUUUAGAUGGAGGAAUGGUUAGGAGUUGUGGUGUAUUUUCCUUGGGGAAUAGGGAAGAUGUUGAUGUGAGAUUCCCCAGACCCGAAAGAGUAGCGGGGAUUGAUGACCAAAUUGAAAUUGAGAGGCAAAUGAAAGACGUCCAAUGGAAGAAGGAAAAGAUUUUGGACGAUUUAAAAAGGGAAAGGGCGUUGUUGGACAUGGCAAAGUUCAAUUUCAAUAAAAAGAAGAAUGAUUUUCUUAAGUUUUUGGCUUCAAGUUCAUCUUAUGCAACUCAGGUUCAGACUACUGACAGAUACGUAUCUAGAUGAUAAAAUUAAGGCUGAUGGCAAAGCUAUGAAGAACAUAACAUGUGGCUAACAACUUAUUUUUGGCAUUGAGCAUAUAGCUCAUAUCCUUUUUGAGGACUGGCUCUGGAAGGAGAACAUGAAGGUAAAUUUUGGAUAAAAAAAGGAAGCAUGUUGUUUUUUGUAGCUGGAGUCCUUUCUACAGUUAAAGGCUUCCUUUUUUUCUUCAAGUUUUGUUGUGAAGAAAAUCAGAUUAGUCUACAAGACACUUCAAGACAAAAUAUAAAGGAUAGGAUAACCAUUUUCGUGAUUCCUUGUAAAUCGAUUAGCUGGUUAUACUCUUUCUCUAGUGAGUGUGAUUGAAGGCUGUGAAUGUUGUAGAUCUUUGUUAAGCAUUUUUUCUGCUUGUAGUUCUAUAAUUUCAUUUGACCUUAGUUGUUGUCAAAUUUUCCUUUCUUAUUA
Cicer arietinum (chickpea) is the source of this 1837-nucleotide messenger RNA. RefSeq names its product protein DEFECTIVE IN MERISTEM SILENCING 3. The record is from RefSeq and is a predicted model, not a curated record. NCBI's taxonomy places the organism in Eukaryota, Viridiplantae, Streptophyta, Magnoliopsida, Fabales, Fabaceae.